Messenger RNA from Penicillium argentinense, 2091 nucleotides. RefSeq lists its product as uncharacterized. The record is from RefSeq and is a predicted model, not a curated record. Gene Ontology annotation, molecular function: RNA binding. The coding region runs from base 1 to 2091 and encodes 696 amino acids. The transcript is spliced from 5 exons. Lineage: Eukaryota; Fungi; Ascomycota; Eurotiomycetes; Eurotiales; Aspergillaceae.
AUGGCUUCCACAUCUGAUCAAAAAUACUCUCCACGACCGGACCGUCUGUCCGAGGAACCGUCAUCGAAGAAUGCCCAGGGCCUGUUUCCUCCCGAUGCCUGCCUCUUCGUUGGAAAUAUUCCUACUCAAAGUACCCCCUCAAAGUUAGAAGACGACAUUGUCUCCAUGUUCUCCCAGUUUGGGAAGUGCUAUGCCAAAGUGAAAAUCAAUAGCGACAGGAGCUUACCCGGUGGCUUUGUUCAAUUUGAAAAAGUAGAGCAUGCCAUAGCAGCGCUCCAACUUGCAGGUGCCUCAUUGAAUGAUCGACCUUUAAGAGUCGAACGAGCGAGAGGAGAAAGAUUUCGCGAGGAGAGGCUGACAUCGGCAGGAACCGCACUCCUUUGUUCUCACUCGAUGGAGCCUCCGACGCUCAAAGAGGCUUAUCAGGCCUUGGCAGGUCUAGGUGCCCUUGAAGGUUGUGCUGUCGGGGACAUUUUCAAUGCGUCUAAAGGGCAGUACCCCAAUGCCUGUACAGUUACAUUUGCUUUCAUCCUCGAUUACGAAGAUGCCGUAAAGCAACUUCGAAGUCCAAGAAGUGUUCACAGUAAUUACACGCUGCACAAAACCAAUCUACCUGGCAACCCAUUCGCAGGAAUCCCAGCAGGCGUAAAUCCCGAAAUCGCGCAUCCCUACAGAUUUGGAAAUACACAGCUAUCGGGAAUGUCUUUCUCUUCUCAUCGCAGCGGUCUUCAUGGUCGCGGUGGUAGUCGGGUUGGUUGCCAACGUGGCCGAGGAUCUUCUCGCCAUUUGUUUCAACGAAACCAUCGCCCUUCACCUCCCAUUGAAGCCUACCCAAGCGAUGGAUGCCAAUCCCCGAAUACGCACAUCCACAGCGCAGUGCAGCAAAGCGAUGGAAAUUAUGCGCCAUACUGGUUCUCCGGUGGGGCGCCAACCGGGGUGGCAUUGCCUCUGCCUGGACCUCCACAGCUUCCACCUCCUUCGUGGACGCCUUCACAUACAGAGAUCCCUGGCCCCUACUAUCUGUACGCCUAUGCCCCUGGGAACGGAAUACCCUCCAUGGUGCCGGAAGCGCCCCCUCCUGCAUAUACAGAGGGUGCUUUCGGCAUAAGCGGUACUGCCCCGUAUGUCAAUACUCACACGACGAGCUAUAGCCAGAACGUCUUUAAUGCGAACGGCUAUUCGCCUUACCCUACAAAUAUGGUAAUGAUGCCAUUUACCACUAGCAGUACCGAAGCACAGAUGAUGAAUACUCUCCCUCAAAUGAGUGUUGGUACAGGUCUCAAUGUCCCGCUGGAGGGAACAAACGUCCCACACCAGAAGUCGAAUGCACCACCACCGAUCCCCAGCACACAAAUUCAACAUUCGCAGAGCCCUGUUCUUUUGACGCCGCCAUCUGGACAAAGUAGUGCCGAGAAUACUAUCAAAAACUCUCCAAAUCAAGAAUACGCCCGGCAUCUUGGCCAACAAGCUGUGGGUCAUGAGAUUGCUACAGUCAUUCCGGCCGAAAGCCAAUCGAACACGCCAUCCAGCUCGGGGUCGGAGCUAUAUUCCAGUGUAGAGACAGGUUCAGGGACUGAAACAGACGACGACAAGGUGGCGGAGCCUGUCUCCAAGAAUGAGCAGCCGUCAACAAACCCUCAGAUCCGAGUCCCCAGGUCAAAAGAGGAACUGAUCGCCCUUUUCCAUGGCGACAUAUCUUCUGCUUCUGAUACGGAGGCUACAGUCUGCCCGUCUCACAAGUACAAGAGGGGUCAGAAAAGCAACGGGAAGGUCAAGGGUGAGCUCAAGAACCAGGUUAGGGAAGAAGAGAGGUUGGACACUACAAGACCGACUGUCAAGCAGGAUGAGGCUCUACGGCCACCGAUUGAAGACUCAACCAUCACUCCACCCACAUCCGAGGAUAACAAUAGUCUUUCUGGCUCGGAUUGUGGUACUUGGACCCGGAAGAAAAUACAAGAUAUCCUUCGCGAGGAGAGUCAACGUAUUGGCCCGCCGAUGGAGGAGGACGAGCUACGCCGUAUUGCACAAGAAAUCGACGAGGAACGCCGAGAAACUGAGCUGCUGCGGAGGGCCUCAAGAAAGUCCGUUUAG